UCUCAGCAGGAAAUGAGCAAGAAAAGAUCAGAUGUCACAGAUUCAUUAUCGCAAGCCGUAGUCCAGUCUUCUAUGCCAUGUUUUGUGGUACUCUUGCUGAGUUAAACGAUGUUAUCUGCGUCCCAGAUAUGGAGCCAAUAACACUUAAAAUUUUAAUACGGCAAUGGCAAUCCACUGGCAAUAUGCGGAAUCCUUCGGUGACACGAACCUUAAGAUGCUUGAGAACGAGGAUCUCUGUGAUGUCACAUUCUCAGCUGGAAAUGAGCAAGAACAGAUCAGAUGUCACAGAUUCAUUCUCGCCAGCCGUAGUCCAGUCUUCUAUGCCAUGUUCUGUGGUACCCUUGCUGAAUCAAAAGAUGUUAUCUGCGUCCCAGAUAUUGAGCCAAUUACACUUAAAAUUUUAAUACGGUAUCUAUACAGCGGCAAGGUCAAAAUAAAUGCUGAGACAGUUCUCAGUCUGUUGUACGCUGCUAAGAAGUACGAUAUUCCUGGACUGGAUUCCAAAUGCAAGUCUUUCCUGAAUGAAAACGUCAAUUGCGAAAACGUUUGCACAAUUCUCGACCAGGCCAUAGUGUUUGAUGAUGAAGAUCUGAAAAGUAAAAGUUUGGACUUUAUUAUGGACAAGUCCGAUAGCGUUUUGAAAUCAGAUGCGUUUCUUCGAAUGUCAAAGUCUGGUUUACAUGAAGUGCUUAAACUGGAUCAGUUUAACGCAAGUGAAUGCGAACUGUACACUGCAUGCAAACGGUGGGCAACUCAGAGAUGUAGAGACGCGGGCAAAGUGGAAAACUAUGAAAAUAUAAGGCAGGCGUUGACAGAUGAACUUGUUUACCUAAUUCGAUUCCCGACCAUGACGUUUGAAGAGUUCACGAAUGUUGUAGCCUCUGAAAAUGUUCUCACUGAUAGCGAACUACUAGGCGUGUAUAGACUGAUUGCAAACAAGGAAAUGGUCUCAAAAUAUAUUUCCAAACCCCGCACUUGUACGUCGAAAAACGUAAUGUUUGUAAGCUGUGAAAUGGACUUGUAAUGGGUCACAAGAUGGCAUCAGUUUUACAGUGUCUGAAGACUGUGAACUGAGUGCAGUCGAUAUGUUUUUGCCAGUCUCUGAAGGUUCUGCGACUGGUGUACUGGAGCUGCUUGAGCAUACCACAGUAAUUCACACCCAGAAUGUAACAUUGAAUUACAAUGAAUAUGAGGUAAAUUUGCUCGUUUAUUUAGAUAAACAUCUUCCUCUUAAAUCCACACACGAAUAUUCAAUACGACAAAGAAUGAAAGGAAUGAACGUGUAUGCUUGUGGUUCAACCAAAAAGAAUAUAACGAUUGAAGAUGUAACAAUGACGAUGACGGACUUAAAGUUUGGAUCGAGUGAUAACGGUACCAGCGUUUCACAGGGGCAGUUUUAUGGCUUCGAACUUUUAAUCAAAGGAAAGACAUGAUAUUGUAUAUUAAUUUCGCAUUAUAUUUAUGAAAAUAUUUAUCAUGUGUUGGGACCAUGUAUAGCGUAUUGAUUCAUACAUACACCGUAUUAGUUUAUAUAAUACAAAAUAAUUGCUGGUCUAUCCAUA
Molecule: messenger RNA, 1562 nt
Organism: Dreissena polymorpha
Lineage: Eukaryota; Metazoa; Mollusca; Bivalvia; Myida; Dreissenidae
Product: BTB/POZ domain-containing protein 6-like
Exons: 3
Coding region: 164-1024 (286 amino acids)
Molecular function (GO): protein binding
Source: RefSeq, a predicted model, not a curated record